Molecule: messenger RNA, 1746 nt
Organism: Nicotiana tabacum (common tobacco)
Lineage: Eukaryota; Viridiplantae; Streptophyta; Magnoliopsida; Solanales; Solanaceae
Product: eukaryotic translation initiation factor 3 subunit E
Cellular component (GO): cytoplasm; eukaryotic translation initiation factor 3 complex
Molecular function (GO): translation initiation factor activity
Source: RefSeq, a predicted model, not a curated record
UCAAGGGUGUAUUUCGACAAUAUAUUCUAGAGAGGAAAGCAAAACCCUAAAGCUACUGAAAACGUUCUACAGAUCCACUUUCCCCCUUCUCCUACAAUACAAAGCGGCGAGCUUUAUCGCUGCUACCUUGAAACUCAAAUCCAAUAACAAAAAUCAUGGCGGCGAAGUACGACCUGACGCCACGUAUAGCGCCGCAACUGGACAGGCACUUGGUUUUCCCGUUACUGGAGUUCUUGCAAGAGAGGACAUUGUACCCCGAUGAAGAUAUGCUUAAGGCUAAGAUUGAGCUUCUUAAUCAUACUAAUAUGGUUGAUUAUGCUAUGGACAUUCAUAAAUCCCUUUAUCAUACCGAAGAUGUCCCUCAAGAGAUGAUGGAGAGGAGAGCUGAGGUUGUGGCAAGGUUGAAAGCACUUGAGGAAGCUGCAGCCCCAUUGAUUAAUUUUUUGCAGAAUUCCAGUGCUGUCCAGGAAUUGAGAGCUGACAAACAGCACAAUCUUCAGCUGCUCCAAGAGCGGUACCAGAUUGGUCCAGACCAGAUAGAGGCAUUGUAUCAGUAUGCCAAGUUCCAGUUUGAAUGUGGAAACUACUCUGGUGCUGCUGAUUAUCUUUACCAAUACCGAGCCUUGUGUACAAACAGUGACAGGAGCGUCAGUGCAUUGUGGGGAAAGCUUGCUGCUGAGAUACUAAUGCAGAAUUGGGAUAUUGCACUUGAGGAACUCAACCGCUUGAAGGAAAUUAUCGACUCGAAGAGUUUCUCGACUCCGUUGAAUCAAGUUCAGAAUAGAAUAUGGCUAAUGCAUUGGAGUCUAUUCAUCUUCUUCAACCAUGACAAUGGCAGAACACAGAUCAUUGACCUAUUUAAUCAGGACAAGUAUUUGAAUGCCAUUCAAACAAGUGCUCCCCAUUUGCUACGAUACUUGGCGACUGCAUUUAUUGUGAACAAGCGGAGAAGACCUCAAUUUAAGGACUUUAUAAAAGUUAUUCAGCAGGAACAAUACUCUUGCAAAGAUCCCAUCACAGAGUUUUUGGCGUGUAUUUAUGUCAACUAUGACUUUGAUGGAGCACAGAAAAAGAUGAAGGAGUGCGAAGAGGUAAUUUUGAAUGACCCAUUUCUGGGAAAACGAGUUGAAGAGGGCAGUUUUUCCAGUGUGCCAUUGAGGGAUGAAUUCCUUGAAAAUGCUCGCCUUUUUAUCUCUGAGACCUAUUGUCGCAUUCACCAACGCGUUGACAUGGGGGUUCUAGCUGAGAAGCUAAACUUGAACUACGAGGAGGCCGAGCGAUGGAUAGUGAAUCUUAUUAGGACCUCAAAGCUUGACGCUAAGAUUGAUUCCGAGUCAGGAACAGUUAUAAUGGAACCAACUCAACCAAAUGUGUAUGAGCAGCUCAUUGAUCAUACCAAGGCCCUUUCUGGUCGUACUUACAAAUUAGUCAGCCAGCUUCUUGAACAUGCACAAACACAGGCUGCUCGCUAGUUUGGUUGAGAAAGUCAAGCCAGUGUCAAUUUUUUGCAUUGCUCCCAUGCGGUCUUAUUAACCUUUAUAUUCAAGAAUGUUUUUUCACUUUUGUAAUGCCUAGAUUUUCCUUGGAGGAAUCGAGAUUCAUGGUUCAUUAAAUAUCUUGUCUCACUAUUCUUUAUCUUCAUCUCCAUCUGAAGUGGAGCACCUCUGUAUGUGUAUACUCGUUUUGCCUGGGAGAUUUUUUUUGGCUGUAAUGCCUAGGUUUUAUGGUUCAUAUGAUGCUUACUCA